UACAUCUUCUCUUCUUCAAGAUAACGAGAGCUAGAGAGAGAAAUAAAAUAAAAUAAAAAAUCAAGAGAGAGAAAGAGCUUAAACAUGUUAUACCCAGAAGAGUCAUAGACAAGCCAUGACCAUACCCAAAUCACCAUACACUCCUUACCGCCGUUACUCCGCCGUCACCAAUGCCGUCUUCUCCGUUCGCUUUCCGUUAAACUGCCACUAUUCUCAUUUCAACUAUGUCUCCCACUCACUCUCCAUCGCCGGACGAUUCCUCCUCUGCCGUUAACAGCUUGUACUGCGACGAAGACGCUGGUGAAGUGGUCCAAUUUGACUCUGACUCCUGGAUCUCCGAUCGUCGUCCUCAAUCCUCUUCGUUCUCCUUCUAUUCUCCUCCAUCCGAUGAAAGUUCCAUCAACAGGCUAAUUGACUCCGAACCUCACUUUUUGCCUUUGGCUGAUUAUCUCCAUCGCUGCCGUGACCGCUUCAUUGACGUCACUGCUCGCCAAGACUCCAUCAACUGGAUCCUCAAGGUGCAUGCAUAUUAUCACUUCAGGCCAGUAACGGUGUUGCUCUCCGUCAACUACUUCGACCGUUUUCUUUCUUCUCAUUCUCUUCCGCAGGCGAAUGGGUGGCCGUUUCAGCUUCUUUCAGUGGCGUGCUUGUCUUUAGCGGCAAAAAUGGAGGAGCUCCACGUGCCACUAUUAGUGGACCUUCAAAUACUUGAACCCGGAUUCGUAUUUGAACCCAAAACCGUUCAGAGGAUGGAGCUUUACGUCAUGGCAAAUCUCAAUUGGAGAUUGCGCUCUGUUACUCCUUUUGACUAUCUCGAUUAUUUCAUUUCCAGGCUCCCUUCUUGUUCCUCUUCAAAACCUGACCCUUUUAAUAGGGUCUUCACUGCUUCUUCGGAUCUCAUUCUUAGCACCACCCGUGUGAUUGAUUUCUUGGGUUUCACGCCGUCGACAAUUGCAGCAGCCGCUGUGUUGUGUGCCGGCGGCGAGAGUUUUCAAAUACCGGCGGCGGACGGACAGUUAUUUCAUGAAAGAAUAAACAAAGAAAUGGUGAGAAGCUGUCACCAACUAAUGCAGGAGUAUCUGAUAGACACGUGUCCAUCAGCUCAGCUUAAGGACACAACAGCUGAGCUGCCAGAGGAGCCGCCGAGUCCAGUAGGAGUACUCGACGCGGCUGCUUGCGGGAGUUGCGACACGCGUUCAGAGAACCCCGGCUCAAUCAGCCAAGUUGAAGCUGAGCCGCUAGCUAAGCGGGCCCGAUCCUCUGCUUCGGAUGUACAGCAACCGUAGAUAAGACCACCACCAGAUCGUAUCUCCCUUUGUCAGAGAGAGGGAGAGAGAGUAGUAGAGCGCCCCACCUUUUUUUAUAAUUUAUUUUCGAUAUUUUCCAUGCGUUGAUUAUAAAAUGAACGGACUGGAUUGGAUAGUCCAACUCCAAGUGAGGAGGGAUUUUGUCAGUAAUUAAUUAUCAGUAAUUAUAAUUUCUUUUUUGAAGAAAUUAUUUAAUGUUA
Messenger RNA from Jatropha curcas, 1507 nucleotides. Its product is annotated as cyclin-D4-1. NCBI's taxonomy places the organism in Eukaryota, Viridiplantae, Streptophyta, Magnoliopsida, Malpighiales, Euphorbiaceae. The record is from RefSeq and is a predicted model, not a curated record.